AUGGCUACUGAUAUAGCUCAAGCUACAGAAAAGCUUAGUAUCGCUGAAACCGUCUUUGUCGACGAAGUUGCUGGUUGCGACACCAAUGGCAACGGUACAGAAGCUGCCCCCUUCAAAACUGUCAUUAAGGCUCUUGAAGUCAAGGGCGAUAACAUUAAGGUUCAAAUCAAAAAGGACGCUGAAGGAUUCAAGGACAUUUCUGGCGCUGCUUUGAAGAAGGCCAAGAAAUCGCUUGCUGAACAACAAAAGAAGGCAAAGAAGCUCCAGGAACAAAAGUCAAAGCAAGAUGCUGAUUUGAAAAAGAAGCAAGAAGAUGAAGCCAAGGCUCUUGAGUACGCUAAGUCUGUCGUUCUCACCGAAGACAAAUCUCUUCCUGAGGCUCAACAAAUCAAAAUCCGUCAAGCUGUUGCCAGCAGAGGUAAGCGUGUCAAGGUCUCCGGUUGGGUUCAUCGUCUCCGUGUCCAAGGUAAGGACAUGAUGUUCAUCAUCCUCCGUGAUGGCUCCGGUUACUUGCAAUGUGUUUUGACCGGUAAAUUGUGUCACUCUUUGGAUGCUGUUACUCUCACCAUUGAAUCCACUAUUACUGUUUGGGGUGUCAUCAACGAACUCCCUGAAGGCAAGACUGCUCCUGACCACCAUGAGUUGGUUGCCGAUUACUGGGAAAUCGUUGGUAAGGCUCCUAGCGGUGAUGAUGCCUUCAACAACAAGGUAACUCCUGAUGCCGAUCCUUACUAUCUCUUGGAUAACCGCCAUCUUGUCCUUCGUGGUGAGACCGCCUCCGCUGUCCUCAGAGCUAGAGCUGAAGUCAUCAAGGCUUUCCGUGCUUUCUAUGACGAGGAACACUUUACCGAGGUCACUCCUCCUUGUAUGGUCCAAACUCAAGUUGAGGGUGGUUCCACAUUGUUUGCUUUCAACUACUAUGGCGAGAACGCUUAUUUGACUCAAUCUUCUCAACUUUAUCUCGAGACAUGUCUUCCUUCUCUUGGUGAUGUUUUUUGUCUUGCCGAAUCUUAUCGUGCUGAAAAGUCUCACACUCGUAGACAUUUAUCUGAAUACUCUCACUUGGAAGCUGAGAUGGCUUUCAUUAAGUUUGACGAUUUGUUGGACCAUCUUGAGAACAUGAUGUGCUUUGUCAUUGAUCGUGUCUUGGCCGAUGAGGAAACCUCCAAGUUGGUCAAGCAAUUGAACCCUGAUUUCAAGAAGCCCGCUCGUCCUUUCCUCCGCAUGAAGUAUGAAGAUGCCAUUACUUACUUGAAGGAGAACGAAAUCAAGAAGGAAGAUGGUUCUUACUAUCAAUUUGGUGAGGAUAUUCCUGAAGCUCCUGAGCGCGCCAUGACUGACAAGAUUGGUCGCCCUAUCUUCCUCACUCAUUUCCCUGCUGAGAUCAAGGCUUUCUACAUGCAAAAAGUUCCCUCUGACAGACGUGUCACUGAGAGUGUUGAUGUCUUGAUGCCUGGUGUUGGUGAAAUUGUUGGUGGUAGUAUGAGAAUGGACAACAGAGAGGAAUUAUUGGAAGCAUAUGGUACUGCUGGCAUUGACCCUGCUCCUUACUACUGGUACACUGAUCAACGCAAGUAUGGUACUACUCCUCACGGUGGUUACGGUCUUGGUGUUGAGCGUUUCCUUGCUUGGCUUCUCAACCGUUAUACUGUUCGUGAUUGCAGUCUCUAUCCUCGCUUCACUGGCAGAUGUACUCCUUAA
Messenger RNA from Mucor velutinosus, 1701 nucleotides. RefSeq lists its product as uncharacterized. The record is from RefSeq and is a predicted model, not a curated record. Gene Ontology annotation, cellular component: cytoplasm. Gene Ontology annotation, biological process: asparaginyl-tRNA aminoacylation. The transcript is spliced from 6 exons. Gene Ontology annotation, molecular function: asparagine-tRNA ligase activity; ATP binding; nucleic acid binding. Bases 1 to 1701 code for a protein of 566 amino acids. Lineage: Eukaryota; Fungi; Mucoromycota; Mucoromycetes; Mucorales; Mucoraceae.